AUGAGGGAACCACUUGAACCCGCUCUACGCUUGGCCAUCACUCUUCGUUACCUGGCGAAUGGAAACUCAUACAAGACCCUUGAGUACGAAUUCAGGGUGGCUAACAACACAAUUUCCCGCAUUGUACCAGAAACAUGCAACGCAAUCAACAAUGAGUUUGCAGAGGAAUUUCUGAAGUGUCCAUCAAUACCAGAUGAGUGGAGAGCAGUGGCUGAAGGGUUCUCAAACAAGUGGAACUUUUACAACUGUGUGGGGGCUCUUGAUGGCAAGCAUGUAGCGUUCAGAGCGCCCUGUGCUUCCGGAUCCGUAUAUUACAACUACAAGGGAUUCCACAGUAGUGUACUCAUGGCCCUUGUGGACAGCCAGUAUCGCUUCCUAUAUGUGGAAGUGGGUGCAAAUGGCGGGCAAAUUCAGAUUCCUUCUCGCCCCAAUGGCCCAAAGGACUGA
Molecule: messenger RNA, 447 nt
Organism: Gigantopelta aegis
Lineage: Eukaryota; Metazoa; Mollusca; Gastropoda; Neomphalida; Peltospiridae
Exons: 3
Coding region: 1-447 (148 amino acids)
Source: RefSeq, a predicted model, not a curated record